GCGGAAGUAGAGUUCAUAAUUUCCUGAGUCAUUGCCUCUCUGGUUUGAAUGUGAAACCAAACAUCACUGGAGUACAUUCACUGUGCUGGUAUAAACUUAAGUUUGACACCGAGAGACUAUUUAAAUAAUGGAGGGGUCUGUAUCAAACGUGGAGGUCUGUAAUUUCGCCUACACGGGGCAGUUUGACAAAUUAAAACAGUGCAUCCUGUCAGAUAAAACGCUUGCAUGCAAAACGGACCAGGACCGCAGGACCGCCCUGCACUGGGCCUGUUCAGCCGGACACACCAACAUUGUGGAGUUUCUGCUUGACCUGGGAGUUGAGGUGAAUCUGCAGGAUGAUGCUUCGUGGAGCCCUCUUCACAUCGCAGCGUCUGCAGGCAGAGAAGACAUAGUGAGAUCUUUAAUAUCCAAAGGUGCUCAGCUGAAUGCAGUGAACCAGAAUGGAUGCACCCCUCUGCACUACGCCGCCUCCAAAGACAGAUAUGAGAUUGCCCUGAUGUUGUUGGAAAACGGAGCAGACCCCAAUGCCACCGACAAGUUGCAGUCCACUCCCCUUCACAGAGCGUCUGCAAAGGGCAACUACCGACUCAUCCAGCUGCUCCUCAAACAGAGCGCCUCGACCAACAUCCAGGACUCGCAGGGCAACACGGCUCUCCACCUGGCAUGUGAUGAGGAGCGCGUGGAAGCAGCCAAGGUGCUGGUAGAACAUGGAGCCAGCAUCUAUAUUGAGAACAAGGAGGAGAAGACCCCCCUCCAGUUAGCCAAGGGUGGUCUGGGCAACGUACUUCGUCGUAUCGUGGAGGGAUGAUGCAUUUACUUUGUUCCUGCUCGAAUCCCCAGAAUUAAUAAGUUACAUAAUGAGGAUUCAGUCCUCUUUGACUGACCUGGUGAGAUGCAUUCAGAUGUAUGACGGGUGGAAGAUGAGACCAUGCCAGGAUGGAAAGUUGGACUAUACUGCAGUAGAUGGGGCAGUGAUACUGCUCAGACCUUAGAUGUCUGAUCGGAAACGUUAAGCACUUAGUGCAGUUUAUCCAACACUGCAGCCUGUUUUCUAUGAAGUUUGAAUUCUUGAAGCUAAAUAAAAAGUGUGUUCAGCCUGUUAA
This is a messenger RNA of Larimichthys crocea (large yellow croaker), 1103 nucleotides long. RefSeq names its product proteasome 26S subunit, non-ATPase 10 (gene psmd10). Gene Ontology annotation, biological process: protein K6-linked ubiquitination. Gene Ontology annotation, molecular function: ubiquitin-protein transferase activity; protein binding. Lineage: Eukaryota; Metazoa; Chordata; Actinopteri; Sciaenidae. The coding region runs from base 128 to 808 and encodes 226 amino acids. The record is from RefSeq and is a predicted model, not a curated record. The transcript has 5 exons. Gene Ontology annotation, cellular component: BRCA1-BARD1 complex; BRCA1-A complex.